AUGACUAAAGAACCGCCUGUUUUUAUCUGCAAUGCAACAAUAAGAUAUUAUAUACAGCGUGUCCAACGUCUUCCAACUGCCUAUCGUUCAGCUUUAAUUAGCUAUACACAUUCUUUUGAUAAUUACAAGCUCGCAAGUAUGAACAAUCAGUUACAUAUUACUAAUGCGUUACACAGUAUUGCACGCGUGUACGAUAACCUUGACGACAAUGUUCGUACACUGAAAUAUUUUCCUGAAAUGCUUGAGAUUGCGACGCAUUUUACACUUUCCCAUCAUCAAGAUCUGAUGGUUGUUCACGUAAGAGCUUUACUUGCUCUAUUACAUAUGGGUAAAUAUAUUGAUCUCCUACGUACAUCAGAUAUAACACUGGAUAUCGCUAAAUAA
Messenger RNA from Adineta ricciae, 384 nucleotides. The record is from the annotation of a GenBank genome assembly. Lineage: Eukaryota; Metazoa; Rotifera; Eurotatoria; Adinetida; Adinetidae.